This is a messenger RNA of Dichotomopilus funicola, 1473 nucleotides long. RefSeq lists its product as uncharacterized. The coding region runs from base 1 to 1473 and encodes 490 amino acids. Lineage: Eukaryota; Fungi; Ascomycota; Sordariomycetes; Sordariales; Chaetomiaceae. The transcript is spliced from 2 exons. The record is from RefSeq and is a predicted model, not a curated record.
AUGGCCACAUCAACACGCUCUCCACGGCGAUCCUGGGAUGCGCCGGUGCCUCCCAUCUUCCGCCCAUUGCUUCGGGCCUACUUGAUCGGCUACGCAUCUGCCGUUGGCCCCCGGUUUUUGUCGCUGCUGAUCCAAUACACUCUCCGCCGGCAAAAAAAGGAGAGAGAGACCAAUGGCAAUGGAAAGAAACGCAAAGACUCGUUCCUUGUUGCGCUCCAGCGCGUUCUCUUACGGCCCAUGGAGACUCAGAGUUUCCCGACGUUUUGCGCGGCCCUUGUUGGCGGGUAUACCUUUCUCGAGCUCCCCCUGAAAUCCAUCAUCGACCGCAAUGGCAGCAACAUCUCCGAGCUUGCCCGCAAACGCCUCUCCCGCUUCCUAGCAUCCUUCAUCUCGGCGUGGAUGAGUCUGCAACUACUCCAGUCCAAGCAGACCCCAGACUUCACCGGGACCACCCCCCACCCUCACCCAUCCAAACCCCCCGUAACCACCCACUUCGCCGGCCGCACCCUAGACCUCACCCUCCUCGCAGCAACUCGCGCGCUCGAUGUGAUCGUCGGCGAACUCUGGGCCCGCCGGCGCACCCGCCGCGAAGCCGCUGGCCACUGGACACGCUGGGACGCCCGAAUCGGCCGUCUCGCCGACCCGGCCCUCUUCGCUUUCUCCUCCGGCCUGGUCAUGUGGACCUGGUUCUACGAACCCGCCCGCCUCCCACCCGCCUACCAACGCUGGAUCUCCACCGCUGCAGCCGUCGACAACCGCCUCAUCACCGCCCUCCAGCGCUGUCGCGACGGCACCCUCCGCUACGGCCGCGACACCGGCCAGGCCCCCUUACUCGGCAGCAUGUGCGACGACUACCUCUGGCCGCGCCACUGGGGCGAUCCGGCCGUCAGCAUCCCCUUCCCCUGCGAAAUCGUCCACAUGGGCGUCGGCCCUUCCUGCGAACACCACGCCCUCUCCCGCUUCACCCGCUCCUUCACCUGGGCCAUGACCACCUACCUCCCGCUCUCCCUCCUCCUCGCCCUACGCUCGCGGGGACCCCGCAGCCUCCUCACCUCCCCGCCCGCCCUCCGCCGCGUCCUUCUCUCCGCCGCGCGCUCCUCCGCCUUCCUCGGCGCCUUCAUCACCUUCUUCUACUACGGCGUCUGCCUGGCGCGCACGCGCAUCGGCCCCCACAUCGUCGGCACAUCCACCCCCUGCCGCCAGCGUCUGGACGGUGGGAUCUGUGUCGGGACGGGGUGUUUCCUGUGCGGCUGGAGUAUUUUGCUCGAGCAUGCGGGGAGGAGGAAGGAUAUCGCGCUGUUUGUGGCGCCAAGGGCGUUGGCGACGCUGGUGCCGAGGAAGUAUGGGAAGGAGAAGGAGUGGAGGGAGACGGCGGUUUUUGCGACUAGUGUGGCGGUGGUGUUGACGGUGUUUGCGGAGAAUCGGAGACGGGUUAGGGGGGUUAUGGGGGGGGUUUUGAAUGGGGUUUUUUAA